Messenger RNA from Danio rerio (zebrafish), 1701 nucleotides. It is a transcript of the gene pabir2, whose product is annotated as PABIR family member 2. Lineage: Eukaryota; Metazoa; Chordata; Actinopteri; Cypriniformes; Danionidae. Gene Ontology annotation, molecular function: protein serine/threonine phosphatase inhibitor activity. The record is from RefSeq and is marked validated.
GCCGAGCUGCUCAGUUUGUGGUGUUUGUUCGCCAUCGAGCUAAGCUAACAGCACAGGAAUAGUGUGCACGGGCCAAACCCCUUUCACACAUUAGCUCGCAGCUAACCAGCCGCUGGAUCUACAAGUUUGGACCACAAGUGCAGAGUUUUGUAGAAAGGUAUCAGAAUGAUGGUUCGCAGAAACCAGCGGAUCAUUUCCUCAAGCAUUGAUCGAGACCUGCAUUGACUUAAGAUCAUCAACAACAGAAGCCCAAGUCUUUCUGUGCAGGCUACAGAAUGCACAUAGAAAACUGAGACGUCGAUCUGCUGUGUGCCUUUCAACGAUGUAGCUUUCUAACCUUCGUGCUUUUAUUGCGGCAUACAUACAAAGACAAUAAGAUGAACAAUCAAGGAAUAAUGUCACAAGAGAAGAUGGAGCUGGACCUGGACAUUCCGACCGCACUUGUUCAGAGCGAUGGGCAGCUGAGGCGGUCAAACAGCGAGCCCAUGAUCAACGGCCUCAGUGAUGCUUCUCAGGUGUUCCAGAGAGAAGUCCUCCGCAGCAGAAGAAACAGCACUACUGUUGUUCGACCCAAUGUGGUUCCAUCUUCGCCAGUUCGUGUUCCUAGCACAAGACUACAGAGGAUCAAACAGGAAGAAGGUGUUGAUGUGAUGAACCGUGAAACUGCUCAUGAACGAGAGGUGCAGGCAGCCAUGCAGAUGAGUCAGUCUUGGGAGGAGAGCCUGAGUUUGAGUGAUAAUGAUCUUGAGAAGUCUUCAUCGUCAUCUCCGAAGCGGAUUGAUUUUGUGCCUGUGUCUCCUGCUCCUUCACCCACUAGAGGGAUUGGAAAGAAGCAGUGCUUCUCUCCAUCUCUUCAAAUUUUGGUAAGCAGUAACGGUCUGACACCUAGUCCUGUUCCCAGCCCAACACGCCGCUUCAGGAGGAGUCAGAGCCCGAUCAACUGCAUCAGGCCUGGCAUUCUGGGCACUUUAAAACGCAAGGGUGAAAUGGAGACAGAAAGCCAGCCCAAGAGACUCUUUCAGGGAACCACCAACAUGCUGUCCACAGAGGUGUCCCACUCUCCUGAACUCAACACAUGUCUGUCUCCAGAUCUUCUGGAUGGGAGUCUAAGUAGUGUCGGCUCUUCUUCAGACUCGCCCGCCAAGAUGGAAGGAGUGUCUCCCUCCCCCAGUAACUCUCCCCUCACACCCCUUCAGGAUCUCUCUCCUAAAUGAGCUCACAGGCAUCACACGAGGAAAGAGGCCCUAUUUCACUCAAUUUUACUUUUAUCCCGACAUGGCAUUUGUUCUUUUCCUCAGUUGUCCUGUUAUGUUACGUGUAAAGCUGCCCAGGAGAGUAUUGAGUAUGGGACUCUAUAAAGGGCAUGGAGAGACUCUGGAUGAUUUUUGCAUCAGCUGCUAUGAAUAGAUGUAAAACAUGGGAUAUAUAUCUCUAUCAAAGCAACAACGUCAUGGAGGAGAGUUUUUUUUUUUGUUGUUGUUGUUGAUGGUUCUAUAAGGCAAAUAACUUUUUGACGAUUGUUUGAAAAGGAAACCGCUGUAAAAAAGGAGAAUAACUACAGGCACGUACUUUUAUUUACAGUCUUGGCUUGCCAACCGGUUUUGUGUGUGAGAAUUUAACUUAUUUUUUGGCUUUUGUUUUAUUUGUAAGUAUGUACAUAAGAUUCAUGGCAAACGGUAAAGAGUCUGACUGGCAAACUGA